CACCGUCAGUCAACAAAAAGCGCCCCCCCCUCCUCCGCAACAACUUGCACCCAGCACUUCCACACUCUCCCACUAGCUAAAAAAGCGUCCAGCAGAACAAUACCACGGUCCACCUUAUUCUCAGAACCCAGGAGACACUGGCAGCAUAUCCCACAGUUCAGCGUAGAAGGAUAGGCGGUCUUUGGCCCUUUCUGCAUAAAGCAUAGACGUCCCAGGCGAAUCGGGAGAAGCAGGUCAUCUUCCUCCAUUGUCUCCGUGUUGUGUCACUAGCCCGAAAUCGCGUUUAAAGAAAAAGCUCUUGUCAUCUUGUCGAAAAAAACCACACACACAACACCAUGUCUAUCCCCGCUCGACGUCGACAGCAGCCAUUUUUGCAGUACGCCGAAAGUGGCGGGCAUGUUCCUUCUCCACUUACGCUGUACCCCUCCGAGCCGGGCGCCGGCAUAUCGCCUGAACAACCGCCCGAAAGUAGUGACAUAGCCCCCUCGUCGUCGAAUAAACGCAAAGCGAACGACGACGACCCUGCUGGCAGAGCGCCGACGAGAACUUCGUCCCGCGCAAAACGAGCCCCUACAGCAUCAUACACCCCCGACCACGAGCACAACACCCGUAAGAAAGGAAAGACAUCAACAACAGCACCCCCAUCGGGUCCCAGUUCCUCCAGACCUUCAUCAGCAGCAGCGGCGUCAUCGCCAGUGAUCUCGGCAGCAAUACCUAGAAACGCAUCGGGAGCGAAGAAAUCGUCACAUCGAGCGGGGAAUGCUAGGAGCGGCAAUGCAGCUAGUAAUAGGAGCACAAGGAGUCCGACGGAGGCGGGUGGAAGUGUGGGGAUAGAGACUGAGCCGCCACGGGAGAGAGGUGUUGAUGACAUUUUGAAUUUUGAUGAUACGGUCCUGGACGGAGAUUCGCCACUCGUGGCCAAGAAGAAACUGCUUGUUAGGGCUGCCAAAGUGGAGAUGAUUGCUAUUGGGCAAGACGCUGCAAAACUCUGGGCACGCCGUCGUCAGCUGGAACUUGACGCAUUGGAACUCGAGACGAGUGCAGUACAAGAUGAAACGCACUCCUGCUUCGACGAGGGAAUCAAGCAGGCCGAACAACGUAACGAAAUCAACAAAGCUCGACACAGACUCGAGAAGGAGUUUUACCAAACACAAUGUUUGGCUAGUAUAAAACACGCGAAUACUGACUUCAUUGUUCGACGAGGGGAUGCACGAAAGGGCCUUUUGCGGACAUAUUACGAUAUGAUAUGGCGGUUAAAAGAUGAGAAGAGGAAGGUGGACGACGCGGAGUUGUGGGAAGAAGACCAAUCGAUAGAGAUGCGCGUAAAACGUCGCAAAGCCGACAUUGAGGAAUUGCAGCGCUCGUCGACGGGGUUACCGCCCUAUGCGAAAGCGGAAGAGUAUCCGGCAUGGAUCAGGGCGAAGAUAUUGGAGAAUCGAAGGCAGGGGGGACGAGUGGUAACCCCACCCCGCACCUGCGAAGGCCUCCGCAAAUCCGAAGUCGAGAUGGACCUCGAUGUCAUCCGCGCCGGCAGCGCAGCCGCAGCUAUCGCAAACGUCAGCGCCGAUGUGCACGCUAUAGCUAAUUCUACCGAGAAGACGGCGGCAGCUUCCCAAGAACGCUAAACAACCGAGACUCUCUCGAUUCAUCUGCCGCAUCUCAUCAAAGACAUGGACAAGGACAUAUCGCACAGCUAGCGCACACCGACAUGCACACGGCGCAACACACACAUCUCCCACCGCACCACGCAGUUUUUGGAUAUCUAGAUUUUUUUUCCGUUUCUCAUUCCUCUUUGGCAUUUCUGGGGGAUGCAAGUCUUCUGCGUGAAAACUUGACACACUACUCUUUCUUUCUGCGAUGCAUCUUCCCCCCUCGCACUUCCAUCAGUGUUGAGCGGAACCUCCUUGUUUUGUUGCAUUUAUGAUCUGAAUAUAAUUUUCUCAUUUUUUGGACUUGGUGUUGACAGGUAGGGUUUGUAGGCAG
Messenger RNA from Fimicolochytrium jonesii, 1983 nucleotides. RefSeq lists its product as uncharacterized. Lineage: Eukaryota; Fungi; Chytridiomycota; Chytridiomycetes; Spizellomycetales; Powellomycetaceae. The coding region runs from base 336 to 1625 and encodes 429 amino acids. The transcript has 9 exons. The record is from RefSeq and is a predicted model, not a curated record.